This is a messenger RNA of Dothidotthia symphoricarpi CBS 119687, 4730 nucleotides long. RefSeq lists its product as uncharacterized. Gene Ontology annotation, biological process: protein phosphorylation. Gene Ontology annotation, molecular function: ATP binding; protein kinase activity. Lineage: Eukaryota; Fungi; Ascomycota; Dothideomycetes; Pleosporales; Dothidotthiaceae. The coding region runs from base 137 to 4381 and encodes 1414 amino acids. The record is from RefSeq and is a predicted model, not a curated record. The transcript has a single exon.
GAUUAUAUGCAACCCCAACGCCAUGCCGACGACGCUCAAGGCAGUCGCUGUGUCUUUGUUCUCCAUGUCUAUUCAUAUACAGGCCCCCUAACGCAGCUGCACACCUAGCUCUUCGUCCGACCGCACGUAUUGAAACAUGGAGACCAUCAGCAGGCUUCCGCGGCGCCUCACCCAGCUUUACUCCGACACCAAGACGUCCUGCGACGCCGUGGUCGAGCAGGACACGCGCGACACGCAACCCGAAUCCUCUGCUCUACACCGCAAAUUCAGGAUCCAGAAGGACCGGUACAUAGCAUGGGGCGUCGACUGGAGCGACAACUCCAAGGGCAAGCAUGGCGACAUCGACGAGAGCGUGGAGCAGGCCGGUCUGACGGAGACGGUCGCGAGCGUUCUUGGCACCAUCAAGGAGAUUCUGGAUGAGGCCGAGAUAAUGCACCCGGCUGUAGUGCCUGCGCCUGGAAAGACUUUGUCAGAAGAGAAGAGGCGGCUGGCUGCGUCUGACCCACCCUCGUGGGCGGCCGGCGACAGGUCACGUUACGAGGACCUCAUCCAGGACCUCACCACUUCCAUCGAUAUCCUCUACGACCUUUCCAGAACACGCCGGAUGCAACGCGCAAACGAACGUGGCCAUAUCUCAAGCAAGUCUGUUCCGGAACCUCCGCGACCUUCCACCUCGACUCCAGUGUUCCUCUCAACAGCCUACAGCGCCUCUGACCUCACCCUCGUCAACCCUGCGACUUUCCCGCUGAACCCACAUGUGCCAAACGUCGCCUCCCACCCACAUCUUCCGCCCAAGCUGAAUCCAGCAGAUCUGAUCCUACCAGAAGAAGAGCCACCACCGUACGAAAGUGUGGGCUCGUCUUCCAUCCGCGUGAUUGGCCAACUUCGCUUGCGCCGUACUUCGACGAAUCCUUGGAAGACCGAUGGGAAUCGUGUGGUCGAUACGCCUGUUCUGGUCGAAUACGCCACAUAUGACCCGACUUACCGCUUCAACAAAGUCCUUCCGCCUACAAACCGUUUGGACAAUCUUCUGGCGAUACUGACAAAGCUAUCAAACGACCAGCCCUUUCAGGGAACGCUCAAGUGUCUGGGCUACUUUGAAGAUCCGAGAGAGCCCCGGUUCGGCAUUGUGUUUGAACUCCCAUCGUCUACCUACUCUGAGGCCGACGUGCACAAGUCGGCAGAGGAGCUGCGACCUGUCACACUACUCAGCGUAUUACAGACAGGUUCCAAAUCAUUGCACAGCUCUAACAGCGCCACACCACCCUUGGAAGAUCGCUUCCGCCUUGCUUUCACGCUUGGUCUCACGUUCAGCAAGAUACACGGGGAUAACUUCGUGCACAAAGACCUCAACAGUAGCAACAUCCUCGUGUUCCGAAAGAACAAGCGACAAUCCGCCAACAGCCGAGCAUUGCAGUACGCACUGCGAGCACCCGUGGUCUGUUCAUUCGAUCUCUUCUCCGAACACGACAUUGAGGUUCGCAGCACGAUGCCAACCCUCAAUAUAUAUCGUCAUCCGGAGGACCCUAAGUGCACUGGGGACAAAGCUAGGCCAUACGGUCCCCAAUUUGAUCUGUACAGUCUUGGCCUGAUCCUCCUGGAGGUUGGUCUGUGGCAACCCCUCGCAGACUUGUGGAAACCCAAGUACACUUUGUCUGACUUCAAACAACGCGUGGAAGAGGUGUAUAUUCGUCGCCUAGCCUCUAAGUGUGGGACUGCGUACAUGCACGUUGUGCGUGACUGUUUUUGGGCAGCCGAUCGAAUCCAAUCGGGUGCUGAGGGGGUGCAAGAUCUUGCGCAGCUCUACAACCGAAUACUGAUCAGGCUUCAACGAUGCUGCAUGCUCGAUGAGUCAGAAACAGGUCCCGAAGCAACUGAACAUCGUCCCGGUCCUACGCCUGUCACAAGCGCAGCUCCGCUAAAGCGAAAAAGCGUGAGUCAGCCUCAUAUUGCAGAUCUUUCUUCCAGUCCUUCGUACAGGAGCGCAAAAAGAUGGGCGCUAGAAAAGGGUUCUCAGGCGCUCGAAAGGACGAAAUCCUUGUCAAAGAAGUCGCCAGAUCCGUCAACGUUGUCACGCCAUCCGUCGCGAGGCUCACAAAACUAUAUCCGGAAGUCAAUAUCGGAAAGCCUACGAUUGAUGAGUCCCAAGGAGGAGCAUUCAGCACCAAUAGAUUGGGCGCAUGCGCGUGAACCACUCGAAGACUCGGGAGGCACUCUUAUCGCGGCUCCCUCAAAUUCACAAGACCAAAGUGAUACGUCGUCAAUUUACAGAGAAAAGGUAGUCACGGCGGCAUCUGUGAUCCAACGCGCAUGGCGGGCGUCGAGAGCAGAGUCAUCAAGAGAAGAUUCAUGUCACGCUUUGACAUUGAAGGAUUACAAACAAAAGAUUACAGUCAUUCAGAAAGCUUGGCGACAAAGCAAGCAAAAGCGAACCAACACCAUCGAAGCUCUCUUUACCGAUGGCAUCCGCCACUGGCCGCAAGCUGUGCUUGGUUAUCCAACCCCAGAACCUGAGGUCCAUCCCGUUGAAACCGUCGAGCAGACCAACAGAAGCAUAACGUCGUCGAUUCAAAUACAGACCGAUAUGGAUCAAGCUCCACGUCCAAAGCUUCGCCUGUUCCCUGUUAAGUUUGCGCCUGCUAUCGUUGAUGAGUGGCACGCAACUAUGCUCCCUCGCCUCGAGCGCCUCAUCGAACGCGCUCUCAAAGACUCGGACGAGACGAUCAGUAUCGACCUUGUCGCUGUCGGCGAAACCCAGGAAAAGGCUCGCCCUACCAUCUUCGUUACAUGUAGCAGCGUCGCCAAGAUCAAGGCCAUCCUCAAUCGCCGCUUCCGCUAUGAUGAAAACGUGUUCGACCUCAAGGUGCGUCGUGGAAAGAUUCGACGUUCCAAAGCCAGCCGAUCUUCCCGCCAGACACGACCUCCUCACCGUUCAAUGAUGAAUACCGAUACUUACAGCGGUGAUAUGGCCGUCAUGAACCCUUGGCAUCAACAGCGACCGCUGUGUGGCGCAUCUAUCGGCGCGUUUUGCCGGGAGAAACAUCUACCCCCAGUCUCGUAUGGUGGUGUCAUCCUUGUCGACGAUGAGCCACUGGGUAUGAGCGUGCAUCAUAUGCUGGACGCACCUUCGGAUGAUGAGAGCGAGAGCGAUGAUGAAAUUGCCAGCUCUCAUGCGAACAAUGUGAUGCUUUCAAGUGCCACUGGUAGGAACGAUUCAUAUCUCAUGAGCAUGGGUGUUCAGCCUGGUGUCGAUCUCGAUUCGGACUCUCCCUGGUCGAUGGAUCUGGAACUUUCCGACGACGAAGACACUUCCGAGGCAGAGUUCUACUCGGACGAUGACUCGGAUUCCGAAGCCAUGGCUGACUCAACGACCUCUCAAGACACACGAGGCGACCUUCCUGGUAUUGGGCUGGAAGAGGGCGAAGAGAUCAAGAUCACGCAACCAGCCCUCGACGAUGUUGAAGACGACUUUUUCCCCAACGAAGAGGAUCGCGACGAAGAUCAUCUGGACUCUCAUGAACUAGGCCACGUCUACGCAUCGUCUGGUAUCCGCCGCAUGGAACGUGAUGGCAACAAGCACGAAAUCGACUGGGCUCUGCUGAAGCUCAACGAGAACCGUCUACAACCAUACAACCUCGUCCAAGGAGGACGACGAUUCUGCUUCAAGCCAAUGGGAUUGGAUCAGCACAUGAUUUCGGCGAAGCUCGAGGCCCCCAUCAACCGGCGCCACUACGCCCCAGAGGAAGACGAAUAUCCCAACGGCAUCGCCAGCCAGGAGUCUCUCGGCGGCAUGAAUGUGCACUGUUUCGGGCGCACAACCGGGCUGCAGGGCGGUAUGAUCGGCCACGCUAUGAGUGCAGUGCGCAUCUACAAGCGCAAGACCUUCUCCAAGAGCUGGCAGGUUUUCGGCGGAUUCGGCAUGGGCGGCGACUCCGGCGCUUGGGUUGUUCAGAACGGCACUCAUGCCGUUGUCGGCCAUGUGCUAGCUUGGUGCGCGCGCAAUCACAUCGCAUACAUCUGCCCCAUGGAAGUCCUGCUCGAAGACAUCAAGCGCACACUCGGCGCCAAACGCAUCUACCUGCCUGGUUCUGCGGAGCAACUAUCGCACGUCAGCAAGCAUAGCAAACACGGUAUCAAGGCGCGAGGCGAGCAGGACGUGCAGGACUUGGAGAUGCGGGUCCAGGGCUUGGGCUUGGGGAUUGACUCGGCUGUUGAUUUGAGAUCGGCACAGGGCGUUAGAGCAGGGUUCGGAAGGAGGAGUCGAAUGGAAAUUCCGCCGCUGAUUACGAGUGGCGAGUCGGAGAGGGAUGGGCGCCGUAUGAUGCGGGUUCCGUUGAUCAAGACGCCUGAGGCGAAGGUCGGGGUGGCUGCUGUACCGUGAGGUGAGGGUGUGUUUGGGAUGUUGGUAUAUACCCCGGUUUUGGACGGAUGGGCAUAGUAGGUAUUGGGUGUCAUGGGAUGGGUUUGGGUAGAGUUACUCCCCUCAAUCUCAUGUUUUUUUCUUUCAAUGCCUAUUGGGACAUGAUUACCGUGUCUCGAUAUUUCACACGCGAUUCGCAGUGAAUGCCCGAAAGCAAAGUUUUGUUUUCAGCGAUGGGUGACUUGGAAGCAUGUCGUGUCUUUAACAUCACCAUGUACGUGUCAUGUCCUGAAAUGCACACCGCAUCAUGUUCCGCAGACUAUAUUCACGCCUACAUGCCCAACGCAAACCAAGCAGCAAACUUAAAUCG